Molecule: messenger RNA, 1635 nt
Organism: Orbicella faveolata
Lineage: Eukaryota; Metazoa; Cnidaria; Anthozoa; Scleractinia; Merulinidae
Product: proton-coupled folate transporter-like
Biological process (GO): transmembrane transport
Cellular component (GO): membrane
Molecular function (GO): transmembrane transporter activity
Source: RefSeq, a predicted model, not a curated record
UUUCGAUCGUCAGUGAUAUUAACAAAAACUCAAAUCAAUAAAGACACAAAAAAGCGGCUAAAUGACCGGCGUGUAUUGGCGGCCUUAAAAUUCGCGCUUCUGCCGCCUCUAAUAGCUUGAACGCUAAGCCUCUUGAGCUUGAGAUUCUUGUUUGAUGCGUAACGUUAAAAAACGAAAUGCAAUUUGCGCAAUAUGUCUGCGUUUUCUUUCGUUUUUCUCUUAGCACUGGUACCAGUAGAAAUGCUGUCGAAACCAACACAAGUGAAGGCGUUCAAUUGGUUGAAAGUUCCAACAAACAAAGAGCAAUCAAUGCCAGCUUGUAAAUAAUUCUAUACAAAUUUUUCAAAACAUCCUCGAAAUGGCGACCUUUUAUCGUCCGCAAAGAAUGGUUGUAAACUGGGUUGUAAAUAUCUUGAGCUCCAAUUGAAAUAGCCGAAAAGGUUCAAGGAAAAAUGAGACAGGAAUCAAGCUCUCUUGAGGAAGACCAAGCAGAAUGCUGCUUGAACAAAAUCACUGUCGAGCCUGUGAUAUUUUGCUACGCGUUUGGUAUCAUUCUUCACGUCCCAGUUAUACAGCAAUACAUCCAUAGGAGAAUAGCUGAGGAGAAAGGCAUUAUUUACAACACAACGGCAAGUUUAAGUAACUGCGAUUCCAUUCCAAUAUCUAGAAACGCAGAAACACUAAAACUGCAAAAGGAGGUGCAGUCAGAAGCAUCAUUUAUGCAACUCGGCAUAGUCUUCUCCGCCAGCGCGCCGUCACUCCUGGUCGCGUUGUUUUUGGGGGCCUGGUCCGACCGAGCGGGACGGCGAAGGGUCAUGGGUUUGCCCAUAUUUGGCAGUGCUUUAGAGUCAGCGAUAAUACUUUGGGUUAUAUAUUUCAACCUUCCAAUUCAGACGUUACUAUUAGCUGGAUUUAUCAAUGGUGUUUGUGGGUUCUUUCCUACAAUGGUGUUGUCUGUGUUCUCGUACAUGGCGGACAUUACAGAGGAAUCACAGCGCGCUUUUCGCCUGGGAAUCUUGGAAGCGACGGCUUUUAUUAGCGGCAUGCUAAGUCACUUGAGUAGCGGUUGGUUGAUAAACAAGACUGGGUACAAAGCACCGUAUAUGAUGAUACUUUCACUUCACACUUUUGCUUUGUUUUACGUAGUUCUAAAACUCCCGGAAUCAAGAGCAAAACAUUUAAUGGAAAAUUCCAACGUGAAAGUCUUUAGCCUACAGCACAUCCGGGUUGUCAUUUACAUCUUCACGAACCCUCGGUCUGGUGAGCGAUGGCGCAUGUGCAUACUGAUGCUAACCUCUGGUCUCAUGAUCGUGUCUUCAAUCGGCUUUGGAAGCGUCAUUGUACUUUACGCAAUAGACCAGCCGUUGUGCUGUAACUCUAUUCUAAUUGGCUAUUACCUAGCAACAAGCUUUUUGGUUCAAGCUGUUGGAGCCGUUUUAGGACUGAAAUUUCUGAGGAUGGUUUUAUCAGAACACGCUCUCAUGCAAGUGGGAAUGAUAUCUGUGACUUGCUCGCUUGUUAUGAUGGCCUUCGUCGGAAGCAAAACAUCAUUUUUUGUUGGUAAGUAAGUGAGUGAACACUUUGUUUACCGAUUGUAGCACCUACGGUGUACAACACUAAUAAACUUGUGGCUCU